CUAAUUCUAUCAUACUGAAAUCAGAUUUCUACAAUUCUACUUAUAUGAAGAGAUUGUAACGAGAAUAACGAACAACGGAAAAACAUGUUUCCUUCAGCGCUAUGCUAUCUUCAAACGCUCCCGCCAAUACCCAACGCCACAGCGCUUAACCACCACCGGGAACCGCCACCAACAGUACCAUAUAGCACCGCCGGCGCACGGCGCCGAAGGCUACACGUAGUGUGUGCUGGCGGAGGCGGCAGGCCUUCAACACGAAGCGCAGACGAUUACAAUGCCACUCUCAGAGCUCUCAACUCCAAAGGCAGAUUCCCCAGAAAAUCUCUUGGCCAGCAUUAUAUGUUAAACUCUGAGAUAAAUGAGCAACUUGCUGGGGUGGCUGGUAUUCAACAAGGUGAUGUGGUAUUGGAAAUUGGACCCGGAACUGGUUCGUUGACUAAUAUUCUUUUAGACUCGGGCGCAUUCGUUCUUGCGGUUGAGAAGGAUAAACACAUGGCUGCCCUGGUGUGUGAAAGAUUUUCAAGUACAGGAAAGCUGAAGGUUCUGACUGAGGAUAUUGUCAAAUGUCAUGUGCGCUCUCACAUGUCAUCAUUGGUUGGAAGCACAAAGCAAACAGAUCCAGAAACUAGAAAUGCAAAAGUGGUUGCCAACAUUCCCUUCAAUAUUAGUACAGAUGUGGUCAAACUGCUACUUCCAAUGGGUGACAUUUUCUCAGAAGUGGUUUUAUUACUCCAGGAGGAGACUGCCGUGCGCUUGGUAGUGUCGUCACUCCGAACCUCUGAGUAUCGUCCAAUCAAUAUAUUCGUUAAUUACUACUCAGAUCCUGAGUAUAAAUUUAAGGUCCCAAGAGCAAAUUUUUUCCCACAGCCUAAUGUUGAUGCAGCUGUUGUCUCAUUCAAGCUAAAGCUACCAUCAGAAUAUCCCCAAGUUUCUUCCAGUAAAAGCUUCUUCUCGAUGGUUAAUUCAGGUUUCAAUGAGAAGCGAAAGAUGCUGCGCAAGUCACUUCAGCACAUAUGCACAUCCCUUGAGAUAGAAGAAGCUUUAAAAAGCCUAGGUCUUCAACCUACCUCAAGGCCUGAAGAACUAACAUUGGACGAUUUUGUUAAGCUGCAUAACUUGAUUUCCAAAGAGUAGUGAUCUGGAUUACUGUGCAAUUGAACAGAUAAACAGAAAUCUCUACAGAAGGCCCUAGAGAUUCCCAUAAUUCAUUAGGUUCCUUGUUGCUGCAGAUAUACGGUUCAGAAGUUAUAAGGAGAACUAUGGUAUGAGGUAUCUCAUGCUGGGGUUAUAUUAGAUUACAAGUUUUCUUGUACUAAUGUUGCAAGGAUAGGGGCAUGUUCAUAUCUGAAAGAAAAAAUGCAGAUUGAAACCCCAUAUGUAAUAUGUAAUGUUAUUAGAACAAACUUUCUUGUGUUGUGUACUAGUGUAUAUAAUCUUGUAAGUUUCACCGCCAUGAAAGGCAGUUUUAUCUAUUCCUGAAGCUGAAACAUGUGCUUGCCAAUA
Lotus japonicus is the source of this 1500-nucleotide messenger RNA. Its product is annotated as ribosomal RNA small subunit methyltransferase, chloroplastic. Gene Ontology annotation, biological process: rRNA methylation. The transcript has 10 exons. Gene Ontology annotation, molecular function: rRNA (adenine-N6,N6-)-dimethyltransferase activity. Bases 85 to 1131 code for a protein of 348 amino acids. NCBI's taxonomy places the organism in Eukaryota, Viridiplantae, Streptophyta, Magnoliopsida, Fabales, Fabaceae. The record is from RefSeq and is a predicted model, not a curated record. Gene Ontology annotation, cellular component: mitochondrial matrix.